AGAGAUACCCGUACGGGCCACCAUGGUUGGAGCUCGAAAAGAUUCCAGUGAGAUUUAAUUACUACUUAAAGCAUAAACUUACAAUUACUUUGAAAAAUAUUUGCUAGUAAUAGUAAGAUAAAUUACUAGGAGCAUUCUAAAUCGCCGGCUCAACCCCAAGUCAAGAUGAGAGAGCCCGAAGGCCGAUCUCAAUAUUAGCACUCCUACUAGAUCUCUCCACUUACUUCUGAUCUCUUUGCAUCUCUGCUCGAUCAGCCACAUUUCUUUCCAGAUUACGGUCUGAUUCCAAUAAACUGAUCAGCAUAGUGUUCUUUGCACUCAACAGUGAAGCAGUAAGAUGGUGAGAUAAGGAAACUGAGUGAUGCUUUGAGAUACUGAUAUGUUGCCUUCAAUCUAGAUGAAGACAACUCGUGCAUGGCAGCUAGGUGUAAAAGAUAUUCUAGUCAUGUCUAGUUCAAGACAGCGCCCGCAUCUGAAGAGGCCAGUGUGGAUUAUUGUAUUGGUAACUUUAGUGAGCAUAUUUUUGAUUACUGCCUAUGUCUACCCUCCAACAAGUUCGGCAGCCUGCUAUAUAUUUUCUUCAAGGGGUUGUACUUUGUACAACCAGCCACCGACAUUUCCUUCUAGGGAAUUAAGUGAUGAUGAGACAAUAUCUCAGGUUGUAAUUAGGGAAAUCCUCAAGACACCUCCUAUACUAUCGAAGAAAUCGAAAAUUGCUUUCCUGUUUUUGACUCCAGGGACAUUACCUUUUGAGGAACUGUGGGAUAAGUUCUUUCGCGGCCAUGAGCACAGAUUCUCUGUUUUUGUACAUGCUUCCAAAGGAAAGCCAGUACACACAAGUCGUUAUUUUAUUGGUCGAGACAUUCACAGUGAAAAGGUGGUUUGGGGAAAAAUUUCCAUGGUUGAUGCUGAGAGGAGACUGUUAGCACAUGCACUUUUAGACCCUGAUAACCAGCAGUUUGUGUUGCUCUCAGAUAGUUGCAUACCACUACACAACUUUGACUAUGUGUACAACUACCUGAUGCUAACCAAUGUCAGCUUUAUUGACAGUUUUGUGGAUCUUGGUCCACAUGGAACCGGGAGGUAUUCAGAGCAUAUGAUGCCCGAAGUUGAAAAGAGCGCUUUCCGGAAAGGUUCACAGUGGUUUUCCUUGAAGCGACAGCAUGCUAUAAUAAUUAUGGCAGACAGCCUAUAUUACACAAAAUUUAGGCUUUACUGCAAGCCAAAUAUGGAUGGGCGCAAUUGCUAUGCAGAUGAGCAUUACUUGCCAACCUUUUUCAAUAUGAUUGAUCCUGGCGGAAUCGCAAAUAGGUCAGUAACAUAUGUUGAUUGGUCUGAAGCAAAGUGGCAUCCCAGAUCAUUUAGGGCUCAAGAUAUUACAUAUGAGUUCCUCAGGAACCUUACGUCCAUUGACAAGAGCGUACAUUUCACGAGUGAUCCAAAGAGGAGAGUGAUUACGGGGCCUUGCUUGUGGAACACAGUGAAGCGACCGUGUUAUUUAUUUGCACGAAAGUUUUAUCCAGAAACCCUGGACAGAUUGAUGAUCCAUUUCUCUAAUUACACAACAGUGUAGGGCUUUCCUAAUGAUAAAUGUUAUUAUUCUUUUGGUGGGAUCAAUGUCAUUUUAUCCCCUGCCUCGCUUCCCAUUGUUAAUUAAACAAAAUCUCCGAUAUUUUUCAAUGAUAAAUUUUGAUAUUAGUAU
Molecule: messenger RNA, 1702 nt
Organism: Theobroma cacao (cacao)
Lineage: Eukaryota; Viridiplantae; Streptophyta; Magnoliopsida; Malvales; Malvaceae
Product: Core-2/I-branching beta-1,6-N-acetylglucosaminyltransferase family protein
Cellular component (GO): membrane
Molecular function (GO): glycosyltransferase activity
Source: RefSeq, a predicted model, not a curated record